UGUGCGCAUGCUCAAUCUGCCGGCGGCGCAUGCGUGUUGUUGCGUCUUCGUCUCUGAGGAAACGCCUGGCAAGGGAGCGGUGAAGGGAACUAGGCCAAAGCCGGGGACUUGCGUAAAUGUGUUCGCCGGAGGAGGCGCGCGUGGCGCCUGUCCCGGAGAGAGACUUGCCCCCGGAAUGGGAGACGGACGAAGAGCGAAUGGCCUUUCUGUUCUCUGCUUUCAAGCAGAGUCGGGAGGUCAACGCCACCGACUGGGAUAGUAAGAUGGGGUUUUGGAGCGAGCUGGUGCUUAAGCGCGGGCGCCGCCGGGGAGAGGUGCGCACUUGUUUACGUGAGCUCCAGCUGGCCUUCGAGCGGCGGGGCAGCGUCCCGUUGGGGCUGGGCACCGUCCUUCGCGAGCUGCUCAGGCGUUGCAAGUUGCAGCGGGAAUCUGACUUUAUGGCAAGCGUGGACAGCAGCUGGAUCUCCUGGGGUGUGGGAGUUUUUAUUCUGAAGCCCCUGAAGUGGACUCUGUCCAGUGUGUUAGGUGACAGCAAAGUGCCAGAAGAGGAAGAAAUCUUGAUAUACGUAGAUUUACUUCAGGAGAAGGCAGAAGAAGUUUAUCAUCUCUACCAGAAUUCUACACUAUCUUCACACCCUGUUGUUGGCUUGUCGGAGUUGCGUUCCUUGUGUGCCACUGUCUGCCCAGAUGAAAGGACAUUUUGUCUAGUGCUUCUCCAGCUGCAAAAGGAAAAGAGGGUUACAGUCCUGGAGCAGAAUGGAAAUAAGAUAAUGAAGUUUGCACGAGGUCUUCAUGCCAAAGUGUCUCCAGUGAAUGAUGUGGACAUUGGGGUGUAUCAGCUGAUGCAGAGUGAGCAACUACUGUCACAGAAGGUGGAAUCCCUUGGCCAAGAAGCAGAGAGGUAUAAAGAGGAGGCCCGGAGUGCUUGUAGAACUGGGAAAAAGCAGUUGGCUCUGAGAUUUUUGAAAUCCAGGCGAAGAACAGAAAGACGCAUUUCAGAACUUCACUCCAAGCUAGAUGUGGUACAAGGAAUUUUGGAUCGGAUAUACGCCUCUCAGACAGAUCAGAUGGUAUUUAAUGCCUAUCAAGCUGGAGUGGGAGCUCUAAAGCUAUCCAUGAAAGAUGUAACAGUGGAGAAGGCAGAUAAUCUGGUGGAUCAAAUUCAAGAGCUUUGUGACACUCAAGAUGAAGUAUCCCAAACUUUAGCAGGAAUAGGAAUCAAUGGCUCAGAGGCUGACACUGAGGAACUGGAAAAGGAACUGCGUAGUCUACUCCUGGACUCUUCCAAAGAUCUUCCAGACCUGCCUUCUGUUCCCCAGAAACCUUUGUUUCCUGAGUCUGUGGUGCUUCCCAGCAUAUCAGAUGCUGAGCUUGAAGCAGAGUUGGAGAAGCUCAUACUUUCAGAUGGAGGAUUGGCACAAAAGACUGAUUCGGGCUCCUCACAGCCUGAAAGAGCUCUGGAAUUGCAUCUCUAACAGCUCCAAAUCAGCUUCCUGCUCUGAAGAUGUCUUAUUUUGGUGAUCAUUCUUCAAGGACUUGUGGAAUGUGGGCUGAUGCCCCCUCCUUGCUAGACAGCACUUUUUUUGUAAGAGACGGGAUGUACCGCCAUGACAAUCCAUCCUCUUUCAAACGGACCCCAACUGCUGUUGCUGUUGUCUUUCAGUGCCAAACUACAGUGUUACUGAGUGACUUAUUCACCUGUGUUGCCAAUAAUGGUCUCUAUUUUCUGUCAAGUUGGCUCCUGCUGGUAUUUUAAUGUGCCACUUCAUGAGAGCCUGCUUAACACUUAACAGAACUAGGUGUAACAACCACUGCUAAGAACUGGAAACACAGCAGAGCUGCAAUUGCUGUGGUGUUCAGCUGUGUUAUGUGGUUGUACAAAUCAUUAGGUGCACAGUACACACACUGUUUCUGACAGCCAACUUUUUGGCAACAAUCUUACACAUGUUGAUGGUCUUUUCUUCUUCCUUAUCUGUGUUUGCACGGUUGUGGAAAAUUUAGGUGUAUGACAGUUUUAUUGUAGGAGACAUUUCCUGUUGCUAUUCCCAUGAGGGGGUAGCAUCAGCCAAGCACAGAAUAAAACCUUUCUCCAAUACUAGCGUAGCCUUAAAGGAACCUGCAAAAUAUUUUGAAAUGAAGGGGUUGCUGCUUGAAGGCGAUAAAGUCUUUUGAUGUUUUAAAAUUGCUUUUUUUGUUUAACUGGAGGAAGAGUAAUUAAUGUUGUGUUCUGGUUCAGUGGAAUGCUCCCUUUAAUAGCCACAGAGAAUUUAGGGUGAGCAGUUGAACCAGAAGCAAAGAGAUGUUGGUUUUGUAUCCUCCACAAGGUUCUUUUUUUUUUGUAUGUGUUGAAAAAUCUUGAAAAACAAUAGAUUUGAACGAAGUUUCCCCCACUUCAGUGGGAUCUCCCUCGGGGAGUGUCACUUUUUCCCAGAAGCUCAAGAGGCAACUGGUGAAUCUGAAGGCCAAACAAGAAUGGGAUGGCUUUUAUGUAUCUAUAGAAAAGAAAUGUGCAAUUGGUCUUCCCCUUUGCAGAUCACCUUUCUCACUCCUUUAUGUGCACGUGAGAAAUGCAGGCCUGCUCUCUCUUGAGGGCAGCUGCUUUCUGUGUGGCCAGAGUCACUGCUUGAGGAGGAGCCAAGCACUCAGUGCAAGGGUUCUUCACAGAGAGGGGCCAUGCCAUGCACUUAAACUGGGAACCGGCUAUAGCAAGAAUGCGUAGUAAGUAGUGGCUGUUAGUGAACUUGCAACCUCUUCUGUGACAGUGUGUGUGCUACCAGAAAUAAUGGCCUUAUGGUAUCCGCUGUUCCACCCAACUUUGUGCAAAGUGGAGGAAAGCUUUGAAUGUUUUUUUCAAGGAUGACACUGGAGCCUGAAUUUGGGAGUGGGGAAACCAGCGUCAUUUUUACUUUCAGCACACUACAUCGGAAUGGACACUUUGCUGUUUCCCCACAAGACACUUCCUGGGCUUUCUGUCAGGAUGGCACAUCGAGCAGCCUUGUAAUGAAGGCAGGCUACAAACAGAAUCGUGUGAAACAGUUUUAAUGACGUUGUGUUACUUUUGUUUAGUAAGCAGGCGAGAGAAGAAAAAGUAAUCACUGUUUUUUACCAAUGAUGUAAUAAAGGAGAGAAAAGACUUUUA
This is a messenger RNA of Sphaerodactylus townsendi, 3139 nucleotides long. It is a transcript of the gene CHMP7, whose product is annotated as charged multivesicular body protein 7. Bases 117 to 1475 code for a protein of 452 amino acids. Lineage: Eukaryota; Metazoa; Chordata; Lepidosauria; Squamata; Sphaerodactylidae. Gene Ontology annotation, cellular component: cytoplasmic side of plasma membrane; multivesicular body; ESCRT III complex. Gene Ontology annotation, biological process: vesicle budding from membrane; late endosome to vacuole transport via multivesicular body sorting pathway. The transcript is spliced from 10 exons. The record is from RefSeq and is a predicted model, not a curated record.